This is a messenger RNA of Mollisia scopiformis, 1294 nucleotides long. RefSeq lists its product as uncharacterized. Bases 56 to 1294 code for a protein of 412 amino acids. The record is from RefSeq and is a predicted model, not a curated record. Lineage: Eukaryota; Fungi; Ascomycota; Leotiomycetes; Helotiales; Mollisiaceae. The transcript is spliced from 2 exons.
AAUAUACCUAUUCAAAGUACAUCGCGACACUUUCAUACUUCACAUCAUCAUUACAAUGUUACUUCACGAUCUUGAUGAGGAUGUCCUCGGCCUCAUUGUGUCUUACCUUAGUCCCAUUCGCCAGGAUGUUGUAAAUCUAGCUCUUGCAUGUCGGUCAUUCUAUCCCAUCACCAAAUAUCCCGAGCAUAUUUCCGUCACCUGCCCGUCAGCUCAAUAUCUGGCCCUCACAAACAUUUUCAUUGAAGACCCCUCUUAUGGCCAUAAAAUGCUAUCCUUACACCUCCGUGUCGACGCACCAAAGUGCACCAUCCGGCGAUCCACCAUAGACGCUUUCUUCCAGCGGGUGCCCAACCUACGGACCUUAAGGCUCGAAGCAGACGUUAAACCACACUACACAAACCUCCUCCUAUCUCCCAAUCUCUCAUUCCAAAACACGCUCCAAACUUUACACCUCACCGACUCAUCGCUUACCGUCCAGGAAAUCCUCAACCUCCUAUCCCUCCCCAAACUCCGCCAUCUUAACCUCGCAAGCGAUCGACCCAUCCACUACUCACCACCAUCAACACCCCAGAGUCCUUUCCUACACCUGCAAACCCUCCGACUAAAUUCCCUUCUUCCAGCAUCUAUACUCGCAUCCAUCCUCCCCCGGACACUCCAACUCUCAUCCCUGCGCUGGAAAAUCGCCCUUCCAGCCAAUACCCUCCAAACAACACUCUCCCACCUCUCACAAUCCCUCGUAUCACUGAACCUCUCCACGAAUCGCCAAACCUGGGUCUCGCACGAGAUACCCCCGCUCGAUUUAUCGGCUUUUGUAUGCCUGACGCACGUCGUUGCUAGCGCAGAGCUUUUCUUCACUCCACUGUCUCCCCAGAUCUCCAGAGACGGGUUUUUUGACUUACUCCCUUAUUCACUGAAAUCUAUCACGAUAUACCUCCCCUUCCAAAUCUCCCUCUUCUACAACCUCAGCCUCUCCCACGUCGACAAAGUAGGCCGCCAAGCCUUCCUCCGCGGGAAACUAGAUCCAAGUCUAUACAACUUCAUAGCUCAAAUCGCAGACCAGAAAAGAGAACGAUUCCCCAACUUGACAAAAGUAGAAUUACUAGAAGGCGUAGGAGGAAACAGAGGGCCAUUUGUGGAAGAAUCAUGGGUGCCACCACGGAAAGUCAGAGAGAAGUUCGAAGAAACGGGGACGGAGCUGAGGGUCGUUGUUAGGGCGGACAAGGUGCCGGGCAGGGAUGAGGGGUGGGUGCAUUGGAGGGGGUUGGGGCAGGGGUUUCGGGGGAGUGUUUGGUGA